Messenger RNA from Pochonia chlamydosporia 170, 1164 nucleotides. Its product is annotated as subtilisin-like protease PR1I. Gene Ontology annotation, molecular function: serine-type endopeptidase activity. Gene Ontology annotation, biological process: proteolysis. Bases 1 to 1164 code for a protein of 387 amino acids. The record is from RefSeq and is a predicted model, not a curated record. The transcript has 4 exons. Lineage: Eukaryota; Fungi; Ascomycota; Sordariomycetes; Hypocreales; Clavicipitaceae.
AUGUAUUUCUCUCUUCUGCUACUCCUUCCGUCCGCUGCCGCCGCUCCUGCCAGCCAGGGGACCAAGCUAGCUCCUCUCAUUACUCCACCAGGCAAUGUUAUUGCAAAUAGAUACAUUGUCAAGUUUAAAGAGUCUGCUGCUACUAGCUCAGUUAGCACGACUUUGCUAAAUCUGAACGCUAAAGCAGACGCUGUGUACACAAAUAUAUUCAAUGGAUUUUCCGGAACAUUAAGUGCUACUGCUCUAGAACAGCUGCGUAAUCACGUGGAGGUUGAUUACAUUGAACAAGACUCUGCUGUAACUAUUCAUGCCUUUAUUGAGCAACCGGAUGCACCAUGGGGCAUCAGCCGUAUCUCCCACCAGCAAGGGGGUAAUAGUACUUAUGUAUACGAUGAAAGUGCUGGUAGUGGCACUUGCACCUACGUCAUCGAUACCGGUGUCGAUGGCUCGCAUCCUGAUUUCGAAGGCCGAGCAUUCCAGAUCAAGUCCUUUAUCGAGGGACAAGACGGCGAUGGCGACGGCCAUGGCACUCACUGCGCAGGCACAAUAGGCAGCAAGACUUAUGGCAUUGCUAAACAGACCACCAUCUACGGAAUUAAGGUCCUCGAUAAUGAAGGCUCCGGAACCAUUUCAGGAGUCAUCGCUGGCAUGGACUUUGCUAUGGCGGAUUCUCAGACACGAAGUUGCCCUAAGGGCAUCGUCGCUAACAUGAGUUUGGGUGGCCGUUAUUCCCUUACUCUUAACCGAGCCGCUGCUAGGUUAGUUGAGGCCGGUAUAUUUCUUGGUGUAGCUGCAGGAAACUCUAAUUCAGAUGCCUCCUACUACUCCCCUGCAUCUGAGCCUACUGUAUGCACGGUUGGCGCCACACAAAUUGACGAUUCUUUUGCUUCUUACUCUAAUUAUGGCUCUGUUGUCGAUAUUCUGGCCCCUGGGACUAAUAUUCUCUCAACCUGGAUUGGCGGCCGAACCAAUAUCAUCUCUGGCACGUCGAUGGCUACGCCACACGUUGUAGGACUUGCUGCAUACCUCGCAAGCCUGGAAGGCUUUCCCGGGUCACAGGCUCUUUGCGAGCGCAUUCGUACCAUUUCUACACAGGGCGCUAUUACUAAACUUCCGCCUAAAACUACGAACUUUCUUGCCUUUAAUGGCAACCCUUCCGCUUAA